Aspergillus melleus is the source of this 1254-nucleotide messenger RNA. It is a transcript of the gene COX11, whose product is annotated as cytochrome c oxidase assembly protein. Gene Ontology annotation, molecular function: copper ion binding. Gene Ontology annotation, cellular component: mitochondrial inner membrane. The record is from RefSeq and is a predicted model, not a curated record. The transcript has 4 exons. The coding region runs from base 22 to 777 and encodes 251 amino acids. Lineage: Eukaryota; Fungi; Ascomycota; Eurotiomycetes; Eurotiales; Aspergillaceae.
GCAACUCAUUAAUCUAUAACCAUGUUCGCCCGCCCAAUCUGCUCGUGGGGCCGGUUUUUGUCGCCGGCAACGGGCUUCAAACCGUCCGCAUGUAAUACAUCCAAAGGGGUUGACCUCGGGAGGAGGUAUUUCAGUCACAAUCCACUUUUGAGGAAAAAUGCCGCCUCCGCGCCGUUCAAUACCCCCCAAUCACGGCAGCGAAAUGCAUCUACAAUGUAUUAUGCCGCGAGUCUUAUUCUGGGAACGGUUGCUCUCGCUUAUGGUUCUGUCCCUCUCUACAAGAUGAUCUGUCAGCAGACCGGCUGGGGUGGUCAACCUAUCCUCACCCACCGCACAGGAGAAGGCGAUACCGCGGAUCGCGUAAAGCCUGUAACGGACUCCCGCCGUCUUCGAAUUACCUUCAAUGGCUCGGUUUCGGACGUUCUGCCCUGGAAAUUUACGCCACAACAGCGAGAAGUUCGAGUCCUCCCCGGUGAAACGGCACUGGCUUUCUACACUGCGACGAACAAGGGUCCUGCGGAUAUCAUCGGAGUUGCGACAUAUAGUGUCACGCCCGGGCAAGUCGCCCCAUACUUCAGCAAGAUCCAGUGCUUCUGCUUCGAAGAGCAGAAGUUGAAUGCUGGAGAAUCUGUGGAUAUGCCGGUGUUCUUCUUCAUCGAUCCUGAUUUCGCAAAGGAUCCGGCAAUGCAGGGCAUCGAUACGAUUACGCUCUCGUAUACCUUCUUCAAAGCGCGGUACGAUGAUAACGGCGUCCUCAAGCCUAUGCCGUCGGCCUAGCUGCACAUACUGUAUGGAUAGCUCUCCAUCGACCCAUGCAUACGCAUCGGACUCGACUUCAACACCAUGGCGCCCCAGAGUGUGCUUGUGAAAGUGGUGCGUCGAACGUAUGUCAUCACUCAGGCGAAUACCUGGUAGGUCUGGGCAUUUUCCAGGACCAAGUUCCACUGCACUGGGACGGUUUAACCUCAGCGAGGAAGCUCCAAUCUCCUCUCCAAAAACAUAACUAAACUGUACUGUACCAUUUUCUUUGAGGUCCGAUUCCUCGAGAGACACAUGUAUUAUAUCAACUCAUGGAUGUACAUAUUACAAAUACUGGGCUAGGAUUAUUUUGUUUACUCUAUUGCGCUUUUCCUACUAGCAAAUUACUAUCACCAUGCGGAAAACUGGUGUCUUGUCGCGAUCUUCUGCCGGGGAAACAUUUGCUGGUCAGUAAUAUCAAGGGACAAUUGCAAUGAGGUAGUUAGUAUACCUAGC